GAAAACAUAAAUAAGAGAGAAAGAGGAAGAACUUGGCAGAAAAUUCGGAUGACACACCAGUCUUGUCAGGUUAUCUUCUUUAUAGGGGAGAGAUUAACUGUAGCUUUGCAAAUUCUCAGAGAUAAUUCAUCUUAGAAGAAGAAGAGUUGGACUGUCUAACGACUUCUCUUCUCACAACUUCACUUCUCAAAGCUUAGAACAACAAGAAGAAGAAUGGCAAUUGGGUCCGUCGUUUCCAGUCGCAAUUUCGGUUCAUUUCUUGGGUCAGGGAAUGUAUGGCAAAGAGAAAAGAUUGUUGUAAGUAGCCAAAGGGAGCAAUCUGGUUUGGCCCCUCUUCAAUGUGUUUAUAGAAAGGUAACAUACAAAAGUUUGUGGCUUCUGAGGGAGAGCCUUUCAUCACCUAGAUACUCUUGUUGUUCAUCACUUCAUGUAUCCGGACGUUUUUAUAGUAGAUCGGAAAGAUUGGGCAUGUGUGCCCUUUCUAUGUCCAAGGAAUUUAGUGAGAAGGUUUCAACCGUCAAACAUGGGAAAUCCACUAAAGACUUGUCUAAAUGCUGCCUUUCAUCGGCUUCUUCUAGCUGCAACUGGAAUGAAACAAGCAGGCUGUAUAAGCUAGGGAUACAUGAUGGCCGAUGCCUGCCAUCAAAGCAGGCUAAGGUUAAUAUGAUCCGUGCUGACUAUAGAUCUGAAGAUUAUGGUGUACUUGGGGGGAAUAUGGAACCACUUAUGGCUGCAGAAGGGCCGAAUGAUGUAGUCUCCAUCCAUAGAGAAAAAUCUUCGUCGGAGCAAUUUCCAAAACGGUGGGUGAUAGUAUUGCUCUGUUUCGCUGCAUUCUUGUUAUGCAACAUGGACAGGGUAAAUAUGAGUAUUGCCAUUCUUCCAAUGUCGCAAGAAUUUAAGUGGAAUAGUGCAACAGUAGGUCUCAUCCAAUCAUCAUUUUUCUGGGGGUAUUUGCUUACUCAGAUUCUUGGAGGUAUUUGGGCAGAUAAAUUUGGUGGGAAAGUAGUAUUGGGUUUUGGAGUGGUCUGGUGGUCAAUUGCUACAAUCUUUACCCCCAUUGCUGCCCGAUUAGGGCUUCCUUUCUUGCUUGUCACACGUGCCUUCAUGGGGAUUGGUGAGGGGGUAGCAAUGCCGGCCAUGAAUAAUAUGUUAUCCAAGUGGAUUCCAGUUUCAGAGAGAAGCAGAUCACUUGCAUUUGUAUACAGUGGCAUGUAUCUUGGAUCUGUUACAGGAUUGGCUUUCUCUCCCAUUUUAAUCAACAAAUGCGGAUGGCCAUCCGUGUUUUAUGCAUUUGGCUCUCUUGGAAGUAUAUGGUUUGCAUUAUGGAAGAUGAAGGCUUAUAGCUCACCUAAAGAAGAUCCAGAUCUUAGUCCGGAGGAAGAAGAGCUUAUUGUAGGAGGUGGCACGCAGAAGGAGCCUGUCACUGUUAUACCUUGGAAGCUUAUUUUAUCCAAAGCACCUGUCUGGGCUCUAAUUAUUUCUCAUUUCUGCCAUAACUGGGGGACGUUUAUUCUCCUAACAUGGAUGCCAACAUACUACAACCAGGUUUUGAAGUUCAACCUGACUGAGUCUGGACUACUUUGUGUAUUGCCAUGGCUGACCAUGGCAGUUUUUGCAAACAUAGGUGGCUGGAUAGCGGACACACUUAUCAGUAAAGGUGUCUCAAUUACCACAGUUCGUAAGAUAAUGCAAUCAAUAGGUUUUCUGGGUCCUGCAUUCUUCCUCACACAGCUUAGCCAUGUGCGGACACCUGCUUUAGCCGUUCUAUGCAUGGCAUGUAGUCAGGGAUCAGAUGCAUUCUCACAAUCAGGACUCUAUUCCAAUCACCAAGAUAUUGGACCUCGUUAUGCUGGGGUUCUAUUGGGAUUAUCAAACACUGCUGGAGUGCUUGCUGGUGUGCUAGGUACAGCUGCAACAGGAUACAUUCUCCAGAAAGGUACCUGGGACGAUGUUUUUAAGGUUUCCGUUGCACUUUAUGUAAUUGGCACGUUAGUUUGGAAUUUGUUUGCCACGGGUGAAAAGAUCCUCGAUUAAAGGAGGGGUUAUCAUUAUUUCAAGACAAGAUAAUAUAACUAAUGCCAUAUUGAAUGGGAGUGUCAGUUAUUGAACACAUACCCAAGGUAAGCUUCAAAUUUUUUUAGGUCUCGGUCACAUUUAGGAGGCCAUUGAAGAAGCUCGAUCUUCUUGUUGAGACAAAUGAUGUGUUAGCCCGAGGCCCAUUGGAUCCGGUUCAUCUCAGAAACAUAUGAUAAUUGUAAGGUUUUAACUUCCACAGUAACGAAUAAUAUUUUGACCUUUACAAUGCUAGCAAGCUAAGUAAUGGUGUUUAUCAUAAACAAAAUAUAUCGGAAUCAUUAUACUGUCAAAUUUCCUCGGGACUGAACUCUGAACCAUAAUCUUUGGGAAGAACCGAGUGGAUUGAUUUUCA
This is a messenger RNA of Impatiens glandulifera, 2428 nucleotides long. RefSeq names its product ascorbate transporter, chloroplastic-like. The record is from RefSeq and is a predicted model, not a curated record. The transcript is spliced from 11 exons. Lineage: Eukaryota; Viridiplantae; Streptophyta; Magnoliopsida; Ericales; Balsaminaceae. Gene Ontology annotation, biological process: transmembrane transport. The coding region runs from base 214 to 2034 and encodes 606 amino acids. Gene Ontology annotation, molecular function: transmembrane transporter activity.